Messenger RNA from Puntigrus tetrazona (Sumatra barb), 3109 nucleotides. RefSeq names its product taxilin alpha (gene txlna). Gene Ontology annotation, molecular function: syntaxin binding. The record is from RefSeq and is a predicted model, not a curated record. Lineage: Eukaryota; Metazoa; Chordata; Actinopteri; Cypriniformes; Cyprinidae. The coding region runs from base 157 to 1707 and encodes 516 amino acids. The transcript has 11 exons.
UUCCUGUGUCAGUUGGAAGCAGCAGUGGGAAGGGUAAAGAGUGGUGGUGACAAACAUCAGAAGUGGUUUCUUGGAGCAAACUAAAACACUGGUAUUAAUUUAAACGGUAUUAGCCGACAGCGCAGAUGCAUUUAAGUAUUUGUUUAUAGGUCAACAAUGCAGAGGAGUGAGAUGGAGGAUCCAGUAGCUGAUAGCAGUGCAGAUGAUACAGAGGAGAGCACAGCUGCAUCUGAGAUGAACAACAGCCCUAAAGAAGCCGUAACACAGACGGAUGGCACACCAACCAAUUCUCAGGCAGAGGAAGGCUUGGCUGGAGCGAGUUCUGCUUCCCGUGACAUGGCGGAGGAACUGAGCAGACAGCUGGAAGACAUCCUCAGCUCCUAUUGUCAUGAGGACGGCGAGGAUGCGGCGGUGACCAACGGCCAGCCCGACGGUGUGGAAGUGAACGGGCUGUGUGAGAAGGAGGACGGCAAGCAGGAGGACGCCAAACUGAAUGGCAAUGGAUGCACUGAGAAGGAGCAGAAAAAGCUGCAGGACAAGAAGAAAGUCAAGGGACUGGGCAAGGAGAUCACCCUUCUCAUGCAGACCCUCAACACAUUGAGCACUCCAGAGGAGAAGCUUGGUGGUCUCUGUAAGAAGUACGCCGAGCUGCUAGAGGAGCACCGCAAUGCUCAGAAACAAAUGAGGGUUCUGCAGAAGAAGCAGACGCAGUUGAUCCAGGAGAAGGACCACUUGAGAAACGAGCACAGCAAAGCCAUCCUGGCACGCAGCAAGCUGGAGAGCCUCUGUCGAGAACUGCAGAGACACAACCGCACACUUAAGGAGGAUGGUGUGCAGCGUGCCCGGUUGGAGGAGGAGAAAAGGAAGGAAGUGACCUCACAUUUCCAGGUGACUCUGAACGACAUCCAAGUUCAAAUGGAGCAGCACAACGAGCGUAAUGCAAACCUAAGGCAGGAGAACAUGGAGCUGGCUGACAAACUGAAGAAGCUUAUUGAGCAGUAUGAGCUCAGAGAGGAGCAUAUUGACAAGGUGUUCAAGCAGAAAGAUCUGCAGCAACAGCUGGUAGAUGCGAAGCUUCAUCAGGCACAGGCUCUGCUCAAGGAAUCAGAGGAUAGGCAUCAGAAGGAGAAAGAAUUUCUCCUGAAAGAGGCUGCCGAAUCCCAGAGGAUGUAUGAGCUUAUGAAACAGCAGGAAGUCCAUCUGAAACAGCAGCUGUCAUUGUACACAGAAAAGUUUGAAGAGUUUCAAAACACACUUUCCAAAAGCAACGAGGUGUUCACAACUUUCAAGCAAGAGAUGGAAAAGAUGACAAAGAAGAUUAAGAAGCUGGAGAAGGAAACAACCAUGUACAGAUCACGAUGGGAAAGUAGUAACAAAGCCCUGCUGGAAAUGGCAGAAGAGAAAACUCAUCGAGACAAGGAUUUCGAAAGCCUGCAGGUGAAGGUGCAGCGACUGGAAAAGCUCUGUCGUGCAUUACAGAUAGAACGCAACGAGCUGAGCAAGAAAGUUCAGGGGGUCUCCACGGGCGUUGAGAGUAAGCCAGAAACGGAGACGGGGUCCCCAUCAGAAGCCACAGACUCGGAGGAGGGCAGCCCUGUCCAUCAGAACGCCGCAGAGACUCCGCAAAGCGCUUGCAGCCCGGCGUGCCACUGCGCUCCCGAUUCAGAGGCCGAGACUCACAGAGAGGUUUGCUCGGCCCAGGAUUGAGUCUCGCUGCUUGUGGGCGGCCAGGACACACACAAUCCUUCCCGCCUCUACCAGACCCCCGACCCUCCAUCGGCAGUCAGCGUCUGUUGUUUUCCACAGCGGAACCGCCGACUCGGCUGCUCCCGAGGGGUUUCAUUGUGUCAGGGAAGAUUGUGCCUUCAACAUGAUUCCUAUGCUGCGUUUCUAAUCUUUGGUUUUUAUGUGGCUCGCUUGAUUCCUCCCUAUCUCCCCCGGAAGACUCCAUAUUUGCAUUUAGAGGGGCAUGGAUGUUGCUGCUGUGUCGGAAUGCUCAGUGUUUGUCCACUAAAUGCUUGCGUCUUUUCGGUUUGGCUGAAAUGGUGAAACGGCAAUUGUGAUGCGAUUCUAUUUCAUUAAGUGUUUUUGUUUCAUUUCUCGCCUUAAGUUGUUGUAUCGGGUUAAAUCUGCUUGUACACUUCCCAGCCACCCUCUUCCUUUCGGGUUUAAACCCCACAGAUCAUAGUUUGCACCAAACAAAGAAUGUACGAUUGGUUAUUCGUCUUCACUACUCGGAGUUUAGAAUUGUAGAUGUAGAGCUAAGACUAACAUUUGAGUUUCUUUUAUGCUUUUGCACAACACUUGAAUUUUGUCACGCGUAUCUUUUAACUCAAGUUUACACCACCUUUAAACACCACUAGCUUCUUUAAUUUAAUAUAUCCAGCGUUGUAGAUGCACUCCUUUACCAUUCCAUUAACGUCUAAUUAGGAAUGUGCACUUAAACGGUGUCACGACAGAUGACAUCUCAUUCGGUGUGUGAUUUCAGUUUGGACGGGUUUUCACGUUCAGUUGCUUCAGAUACUGACUUUGUGGCUUACUAAAUGUUUAACAUAUUCAAAACGUAAAAGAAGAAAAGCCCAGUUACGUCAGAUUAAACGGGAAGAUUCAAGGACACUCUAUGCAAUUCUAGCUCUGUUCAUGUCAUCUCGGUGUUGAGCUUGUGAGCAAAGAACUGACAGGCUGAGAAAUGAAUGUACGCUCCACACAAAGUGACUUAGUUUUGAGUAAAUUUCAGCACUCUUGAAUUUUUUUUUUUUCGUUCCCUCCAAUACUUUUAAGAAUUUGUAGUUUUUGUGCCCCUUCAGUAGCCUUGCUGAGUGGAGCACGAAAGUAUCGAUAAAGUGUGGAGCUUACUGUGCAUCGAGUCAUGGCCAUGCAAUCCCCUUCAUAUUUCAUUCCAGUCGGUCAAGGUUUCUGUACAGGUUUAGAUUUCGUUACAAGACGUUUGUGAACUGGUAUGUGUGUGAAAAUUGUUUUAUUUUAUUUGCUGGUCAUUCGAAUUUGACAUUCCCAUCAUAUAAGGAGGUACCAAAGAUCUUUGUUCAUUUGUUUCCCGCCACAUCCUGUAAUCAUUUAUUUGCGAAUAAAAAUACUAAGAAAAUUAAAA